UACCCCCCGGUACGCCGGCACGGCCCACUGCCAGCGCGGGGGAGUCCGUCGAAGCAUCUUCCCGUGUCGCCGCAUAUUUCCCCAAGCUUAGUGCCCGGUCGCAGGCAGAAUGAGGAGACACGGUUAGUUUCUACUGGCAUAAGCGGAGGCUGGCCCAAGCGCCGUGGAUAACUCGCCGCUGGCAGGCAGGAAAAGAUGACGCACCUCCCCGCUUCCACCGUCAGAGAUGGACGUGCCCGAGGAAGACGCUAAUAGUCCGGGCUGGAUCUUUAAAUCUGAAGGGGGGAGUUGUGUGCGGCCCUGGCGAGCGUUGUGUGGGACGGCGAGGGGCAGCGGUGCUUCAUAAAAUAACUUCUAAAGCAAAGCAACAGAAAUAAAAAGUGUCUUUGUGUUUUCUAAAACUAACCUGAUUUUGCAGUCUUGCAGUAGACACACCGUGAAUUGCUCACACUCCACAAGUGAUUUGCAAGACUUUGGGCCACUACACUGCAAACAACAUUAAUCAAAUCUUUUGAUGGACCACAUCCUGCAACAUUAAUAUUUUGGAGGUCUUGUUUACUGUGUAAACAAAGUGAAGGGAUUCAGAAUGCCUCUCAAUGAUGACCAGAACAGUGACUCAGAUUCUUCACGGCUCUCAGAAAGCACAGUUUCUUCCAGUGACACAGAAUAUUCCAGGCAGAGCUUUAACAGUGAUUCUUCAAGCAAGCCCAGCUCCCCAGCGUCAGCUAGCCCUCCCAAGGUUAUCACAUUUGAUGAACUGAUGGCAGCUACAAGAAAUCUGUCAAACUGGACUCUAGCUCAUGAAAUUGCUGUAAAUGCAAAUUUUUGCAUAAAACAUGAAGACUACCCACAAAACAGCUUUGCAGGCACAGUGAAACAAAUUGUACACAAGGCAUUUUGGGAUCAUUUGGAAUCGGAACUGAAUGAAGAUCCUCCAGAAUACAAACAUGCUAUCAAGCUUUUUGAGGAAAUUAAGGAGAUUCUUCUUUCUUUCCUGACUCCUGGAGCAAACAGGAUUCACAAUCAAAUUUGUGAAGUUCUUGACACGGAUCUUAUAAGACAGCAGGCAGAACACAAUGCUGUUGAUAUUCCUGGGCUAGCUAACUAUGUCAUCAACACUAUGGGAAAGUUAUGUGCUCCAAUAAGAGACAAUGACAUAAAACAGUUAAAAGCAACUGACAAUAUCGUAGAGUUACUGAGACAAAUAUUCCGUGUUUUGGACCUGAUGAAGGUGGAUAUGGCAAAUUACACAAUUAAAAGCCUUAGACCAUACCUCUGGCAUAACUUGGUGGACUAUGAAAGAACAAAAUUCCAGGAAAUUCUUGAAGAAACACCAAGUGCCCUGAAUCUCACAACAGAAUGGAUAAAGGAAUCAAUAGAGGAUGAAUUGUCAUCUAUUUCUGAUGAGUCUUCAUCGUGCCCUGGUGCUGAUAGUAGUUCAAAACCAAUUAUUAGUCCUACACUGGUGCUAAACAAUGGCUACUUGAAACUGUUACAGUGGGAUUAUUGCAAAACAAUUCCAGAGACUCUAAUAACAGAUGAAGUUCGUCUUCAGGAGUUGAGAGAAAAGCUCAAUCAAUUAAAAGUCAUAGCUUGUGUUUCUCUCAUAACAAACAACAUGGUGGGUGCAGCAGUUGUAGAUGUGCCUGAUUUCACUGAUCAUCUGAAAAGGAUCUCCCUUCCUCUUCUUGAAGGCAUGAAUAAGAAAAGUUUUGACUUGAAGGAGGCUCUGAAUGCUAUUGGCAUCCAGAUUUGCAGCAUAGUGAACAAGUCUCUAAGUGAAAGAGGUCUUCCCACUCUUAGUGAAGAAAUGCAGAGUAAUUUAAUGGGUCAAAUCGCUCAUAUUGUUGAGAAGAAUAAUCCUGUCUGUUCCUUGAUUGACAAACGAAUCCAGCUCUUCAUGAGAAGCUUGCUUGCCCUUCCGAGUUUUCAGAAGUGUAUGCCUACUAUGCCAGGAGGCCUUUCUGUGAUUCAGAGAGAGAUAGAGUUUCUGGGAUCUCAGUAUGCAAGCAUUGUAAACUUCAAUAAAAAAGUGUAUGGACCAUUCUAUGCAAACAUACUUAGAAAACUGCUUUUUCCUGAGGCAGCAAUGGAGAAAACAGAAGCAGAAACAUCUAGCAAUUAAAAAAUGUACCCUUUUUUUUAAUCUUCCAAGACAGUGGGGAAGUCACAUCUCUAAAACAGCCUGCUCCAGUGACUGUUGAUGGGGAAAGAUCUUGUAAAAUGUAUACAGAUCGUUUCUGAAAUUCACUGUAAAGAAAUUAAUGUCAAGGUCAUAUAUAUAUUUUAAUAAAAAAAUAUUUGUUUAAUGGAUUGUCACUUGUAAUAGCCAGUGAAUUAUUUAUUUCCAUAGCAAGCAUUUAUUAUGACUUGCAGUGGGAAAGAACUGGCAAUGUAUUUACUGUUUUGCCACCAUCAAAACAAUGUUAUUUUUCAGCUCAAAAAUAUUUACAUAUAGCAAUGCAUCUUAGGAAAUGAGAAAACAACUGUAGAUAAAAUGUACUAUGCUUACAUAGUAUUUUUGUAGAGUAACAUCUCAGACAACAGUUAUGUUUCUGAGAAUACUUUGAAGAGGAAAGUAUAGCAUAACUGCUUUAGUAACCAAACCCAGGUUGAUACCAGGCCAAGUUCAGGUACUCCUGCAAUUACUGGACCCAGAACUUUGCCUCUGUUACAUUAAGGAAUGCCAGUGUUACAAGCUGUUUGCAGGACAGCAGUUACAGAAGCAGCGUUCACAACUUCAAUUAUGAAUGAUUCAAAACUUCUCAACUCUGAGAUUAACGAUAAACACCUGAGAAACAUGAUGUUGGGGGUGGAGUAAAUUUCUGUAUAUAAAUGUGUUUAUAAGCAUUUUGUUUAUUCGGUGGAGGUCAAACAGAACUUUUAAGAUGUGUAUGUAUUGAUCUUUGAUUGUAAUGGAUGGGUAUUAAGUAUUUUUAACUUGGGUCGUUCAAACCUUUGUUCCCAAAAGCACUUAACCCUGACCUCAGAGUGUACCACAGAAGAACUGCCCCUUUCAUGCUCUUAUCCAACAGGAUGUAAAUUUUCACAAGAUAUUCUUAGAUCUGAAAGCAAGAGCCUGAGUAAUUAGUAAUUUUUGAAAAUAUUAUUAUAUUCACUUUUUUAUGGAGUGUGUGAGAAAUGCUCCUGUUUUCCUCAAAUUUCUUUGGACUGUGCCCCAAUACUUAGAUUUAAGAAUACUUACAUUUAAGGCAUUGGGAGUCUUGCAUACAGCAAAUUAAUAGGAUUGAAAUAGAGAAAUGUGGAAGUGAACUCCUUUAAGUUUACACAGGCUUUAUCUUGUGUAUUUCAGAUUAGUGGGAUUAGAUAAUGCUGGAAUACAUAUUAUAGACUUGUUCUUGCCUAUGAAAUUGAAUAAUUUACUUGAAAAUGAUAUUUUAAUAUAUUACCAUAUGAUACUGCUUUUAAGAUGUCAUAUAUAGAAAACCUUGGUGUGGUACAAGUUAGAGCUUGUUUUUAAUAUUUUAUAUUACAGUUUAUUUUUUAUGAAGAGACAAAAAUAACCUGUAAAAGCAUAAUGUGUCACACAAAUUGUUUAUGUACAUUACUGUGUCUAUCAUAAAGGUCUAAAAAAACCUGGGCAUUAUUAGCACUGUGGUUUUGUAGUCCAUUUCUACAGGAAUGUGUACCCUUUAUAGCAAAGGAAAUUACUUCUAUUCAGUUGUUC
This is a messenger RNA of Melospiza georgiana, 3688 nucleotides long. RefSeq names its product t-complex 11 like 2 (gene TCP11L2). The transcript is spliced from 12 exons. Gene Ontology annotation, biological process: signal transduction. NCBI's taxonomy places the organism in Eukaryota, Metazoa, Chordata, Aves, Passeriformes, Passerellidae. The record is from RefSeq and is a predicted model, not a curated record. The coding region runs from base 587 to 2125 and encodes 512 amino acids.